GCGUCGGAAUUUCUGUACCGCCACAAAGGAUUUCUACGGCAGUCAGUUACAUCCUAUAAAAAGUUAUUUUUUAUUACUUUCAGGAAACGGUCCUGUCCUUCGGGCAAGCUUUCUCUUUUUCCCUUUGCCCCUGCACCCCUUGUAACAUGCUUGGAGCUCCCACCACCGUAACAUACCAUCACUGCUGCCUCUUUCUCUCCCUUCUUCCCUUUUAUCUUUUUAGGGUUUCUUCCCUUUUUGAUCCACUCUCCGGCCCGAUCACUCGCCGGAAUGGUCACCGGCGUGGGCAACCGCCAGGAGGAGGACGGUAAUAAGACUGCCGCGACCCUCCCCAAGCCCCCCGGCGGGGCCCUCUCGUCGUGGGGCACGCCGGCGUUCUCCGGCGGGCAAUCGGCGUCCACGAGCGGGAGCGCCGGGUCCCCCUCGAGCCGGAGCGAGCCGACGGCGGCAACGCCCGCGAGCGAGAGCACCUUCGUGAGGCUGAACCAUCUGGACAUCCAUGGGGACGAUGCCGGCUCCUCCCAAGGGGCCGUGAGUGGCAAGAAGAAAAAGAGAGGAGCACGGACGGUUGGAGGUGAUAAAAGUGGGAGGGGACUCCGCCAAUUCAGCAUGAAAGUCUGUGAGAAAGUGGAAAGCAAAGGAAGAACCACUUACAAUGAGGUUGCAGAUGAACUUGUAGCUGAAUUUGCAGAUCCCAAUAAUAAUCUGGCAUCUCCAGAUCAGCAACAGCAACAGUAUGAUGAGAAGAACAUACGGCGGAGGGUGUAUGAUGCCCUGAAUGUUCUUAUGGCGAUGGACAUUAUUUCUAAAGAUAAAAAGGAAAUACAGUGGAAAGGCUUACCUCGAACUAGUCUAAAUGAUAUUGAAGAGUUAAAGGCAGAGCGUAUUGGCUUAAAAAGUAGGAUUGAAAAGAAAGCUGCAUAUUUGCAUGAAUUACAAGAUCAAUUUGUAGGUUUGCAGAACUUGAUACAACGGAAUGAGCAAUUAUAUAAAUCUGGAAUUGCUCCUUCAGGCGGAGUGGCUUUACCUUUUAUCUUGGUUAAGACUCGUCCACAUGCAACUGUAGAGGUGGAAAUAUCAGAAGACAUGCAGUUGGUGCAUUUCGACUUCAACAGCACUCCUUUUGAGUUGCACGAUGACUCAUUUGUUCUGAAAGAAAUGAGAUUCUGUGAAAGAGCACAGAAGGAUGGUGCCCAUGAUUCCAGUUCCAAUGGGGGUGAGUCCUCCAGCACGCUGAGUAUGUAUCAGCAUCACGUGCAUCAACCUGUGAGGCCCAAUUCUACACAUAAGCUGCCCACUUCACCUCCUAUUCCUGGAAUUCUAAAGGCACGUGUGAAGCAGGAACACUAGUCUGUAAUUUUCAACAUGUUUGUCUUGUGUGGGCUACCUGUCCUAUUCCUGCCCCCGUGCUCUCCAUAAUUUUUUUUUUUAAAUCUUUGUAAAGUGCAUGUAAUUAGUGGAUAAGUGGGGGAAAUCGGCAAGACUUUGCUUUUCUUGCUUUCCUUUAUAACUAGUUGGAAGGAUCAAGAUCACCAGUGUCGCAUUGCUUCCCUGAGGUGCUCCUUGGUGUGCUAAACUGGCAAUUCACUGGUUUAGAGAUUGUUGUUGUAAUGUAAUUGUGUAUUUUAUUUUUUUAUACUGAUACUAUAGUGGUGGUGAGGAUUUUUGUGAAAGUCAAGGUCACUAGGUUUUAUUUGAGGGCAUGUUUGAGUGACUUCCGUUCUAAUCUUUUGAUCCAGAGAAGUCCUCAUCUCAUUCCAAUUUCAAAAGAAAAUUUCUAAUUUUUAUUUUCUUCUGGUAUUAAAUUUUAUUCUCAUUUUGAUUCUGGUUU
This is a messenger RNA of Elaeis guineensis (African oil palm), 1831 nucleotides long. Its product is annotated as transcription factor-like protein DPB. Lineage: Eukaryota; Viridiplantae; Streptophyta; Magnoliopsida; Arecales; Arecaceae. Gene Ontology annotation, molecular function: DNA-binding transcription factor activity, RNA polymerase II-specific; RNA polymerase II transcription regulatory region sequence-specific DNA binding. Gene Ontology annotation, cellular component: nucleus; transcription regulator complex. Gene Ontology annotation, biological process: regulation of transcription by RNA polymerase II; regulation of cell cycle. The record is from RefSeq and is a predicted model, not a curated record.